AUGGCGUGCUGCUGCUCGACGUCAGCCAAGACCUGUAAGGCAUCGCCGAUUCUGGCAAAAACGGCAGGACCCUGGGCAGAACAGAAUUGGCUGCAUCUGAAGCUGAUCAGAGCACACCAGCGCAGCGGCAGCGACUCCUUUUGGACCUCAGUCGUGCUCACCGUUGCCUGCUGGUCCAAAGGUGGGCGCGAGCAGCACAGCACCGUGUCGCAGUGUCACACUCUGCGUCGCAGCAAUUCCGAUCGUCAACUCGCUCUCUCUCUCUCUCUUGAGUGUAAAAGUCGAUGCCGCCUUGACCUGCUCGCUGCUGCUGCUCUCGAGUCUCAAUUGUGUGCCUGUUUGUCUUGCCUCUUCCUUCUUCUCUCUCUUCCCACGCUCACGGCCCUUUGCUCGUCUGGCCCUCGUCAUCCCACCAUCUCGAUCUCCGUCAGCACAUCCUCACCUGCGAUUUGGCUGUUUCGAUCUGAUCGCUUCGACUCCUGGAACGUCACCAUCUUCCGCUCGCGCCACUCAGCAAGCGCAACAGCGCCGACCUCAGCGCAUCUCGCCAACAUUGGCGCUGUUCAGUUUCUGUGGUCCGAUCGUCGUUCAUUUCCGCUGCUUGAACCGAACGCACCGAGGUGGACAUCCAACUUGCCUGAAGCCAUAGUGAUACCGGACCCGAGACGCCACCCUCACCCUCACCAUCACAUCUCCUCUGGACAACAUGCGCUCGUCUCGUGUGUUUAUCUUCAAUUCGCGCUCGCCGUCACCACUGCCGAGAGCUCCACUGCCUCUGCCCUCGGUGUAUAUCCUGGCCCAAACAACAACACCGAGAUCUCACAGGUCGCCUUUGUCGACGUCUACGCUAAUACAAACACCUACACGUUCUAUUCGCCCUUCUUUACUACUUUCACCGAGUCUGGCCCGCAGCAAAUCACCUUCCGUCUGCUCGACGACAGUGGUAAUGUCAUCCCCAGCUACCUUCCCGUCACCCAAACCAUCAACUUCCAAUGCGGAACCACCAUUACCACCUCCUCGGCAGCCUCCAGCACACCUACCGGAACGUCUGGCUCUGGUUCCGGAGGCAAUUCGAACGGCAACGGCAAUAGCAACAGCAACAGCAACAGCAGCACCAGCUCGGGGUCCUCAUCCUCGACCGGUGCCAUCGCCGGCGGUGUGGUCGGUGGUGUCAUUGCUUUGCUCGCCCUCGGGCUUCUCGCUUUCUGCCUGAUGAGGAGGAAGAAGAAGCAGCGUGCUCAGCAGAGUCGUCUCGCCAACAAUGAGGCCGACGAAGCUGCCUUCCGUGCUCCCAACAACGACUCCACCGCUUCCUUGGCUACAGCUCCCGAAAACGCCAACACGCCCAUGAUGCGCGAUAUCUCGACUAAGAACGUCUUUGCCGACCCGACCACGUCAACUGCAUCGGGUGCCGCAUCUGGCUCCUCGACCAUGUUCAGCGCCAACAACCAAGCUCCAUCCAAGUUCCCGUCCGGCUCUGGCACGGGUGGUGCAUCUGGCGCUGCCGCCGGUGCCGCCGCUGGUGCUGGUAUCGGCGCCGCUGCCAUCGCUGCUCGCAAACAAUCGCGGGAGCAAUCUCGCGCUGCGUCGCCGGCCGGUCGCGUCUCCGAGUCACGCCCUUCGACCGAGUCGUUCAAAGAUGUACCAUCAUCGCAGUCCCCUCCACCUGUCCCGUCGCUUCCUUCGUCUUAUGCCGCCACAAAUGCCCCCGCUGCACCGCAGAACGCAUCAAAAGCCUCGCAGCCAGCAACGUAUCCAACAGCAAACGCGUCGAUUGAGUCCGCGACGAAGUCUCCAUCCGGAGGCGGAGCCGCUACGUCGACUGCUGCUGUUGGUGCUGGCGCUACCGCCGCCGCUGCAGCCGCCGCCGCCAAGAAGACUUCGUCAGAUAACAAGGAAAAGGACAACAAGGCAAAGACAAGCAAAUGGGGUUUCAAGCGCCCUUCCAAGGACAUGGGCAACACUAGCAAGCCUCCCUACACACAGGCUCCCUACCCACAGGCUGUUGCCGAGCCAGCGCCGGCAGCAGCAGCAGCAGCAGCUGCACCAGCAGCGGUAGCCAGCCCUUCUCCAUCCCCACCGUUUAGCAGCCCUUCCGAGACACCUGCAUCGCCGUCACGUUCGUUCAAAGUGAUCCAGAAGCAGCCUACGCCGGCAGCUGCCUCGGCAGCUGGACCCAGCAGCGCUUCGAUUGCGCCGAGCGAGAACAGCUUGAAUCGCGCACCCGCCUUGUCUCCCCGAUCCGGCCAUGCCACACCGGCUGGUUCAAUUCGCGGCAACAACUACUCGCGUGCCCCCUCGGUCGCCUCCAUGUCGGCUGGAUUCACGGAUGCGCCUCCUCUGCCUUCGGGCGCCGCCUCGGUCUCGUCGAUGCCAACGUCCGAAUUCGGAGGCAACAUGGCAGGGGUUGGAGCCGGACGCUCGUUCGCCGCUUCAUCCGGCAACUCGACCAAGUGGCACCAGCAGGCUUACAAUGUGAUGCCCAACUUCAGCCACCGCGCGCUGGCCCGCUCAACACAGUUGGACGAAGACCUCAUCUUCGGUCACCUCGGUAUGGGUCUCACUCCUCCCCCCGGUCCCGCGGGCAAUGGCAGUGAGAGUGGCAGCUCAAAGAGUCGCACAGAUCCUUUCGGUGACCGUUGA
Pseudozyma hubeiensis SY62 is the source of this 2643-nucleotide messenger RNA. RefSeq lists its product as hypothetical. The transcript has 3 exons. Bases 1 to 2643 code for a protein of 880 amino acids. The record is from RefSeq and is a predicted model, not a curated record. NCBI's taxonomy places the organism in Eukaryota, Fungi, Basidiomycota, Ustilaginomycetes, Ustilaginales, Ustilaginaceae.